Molecule: messenger RNA, 947 nt
Organism: Nylanderia fulva
Lineage: Eukaryota; Metazoa; Arthropoda; Insecta; Hymenoptera; Formicidae
Gene: Sod1
Product: superoxide dismutase 1
Biological process (GO): superoxide metabolic process
Molecular function (GO): copper ion binding
Source: RefSeq, a predicted model, not a curated record
CCGACAUAAAUACAUAUCGUCUAUAUAUACCAACCCGUUCGUGUAGCCGCACGUCAGCGAUUUUUCUGCUUUUGAUUAGUCGUGUCGUGAUUCAGCACAGUUCGGUUUUUUAAUUCUUGCAUAAUCCGAGCUGUCGCACAGUCUGUCGCCAACUAUUCGUCCAUCGAGGCUUCGACGAUCGAGAGAAAAUUCGCAAAAUGACGAUCAAGGCGGUCUGUGUCCUUCAAGGCGAACCUGUUAAGGGAACGGUGUUCUUCGAACAAGCGGAGGGUUCAAAUACAGUGAAGGUGACUGGAGAAGUUUCCGGCUUGCAGAAGGGUUUACACGGAUUUCAUGUUCAUGAAUUUGGCGAUAACACUAAUGGUUGUACAAGUGCAGGGGCUCAUUUCAAUCCAUUGGGAAAAGAACACGGUGGUCCGACCCACGCUGAGCGCCACGUUGGAGAUUUAGGAAACGUGGAGGCUGGUGCUGAUGGUGUCGCGAAGGUCAACAUCACCGAUUCCAAGAUUCAGCUUAGCGGUCCGCACAGUGUCGUCGGACGAACUGUCGUGGUUCAUGCUGAUCCUGAUGAUUUGGGACAGGGCGGCCACGAGCUCUCGAAAACGACCGGCAAUGCUGGAGCUCGUCUCGCUUGCGGCGUUAUCGGCAUCACGAAGUAAAAGUGGGUCGAACGUGAUUUGUGCGAAAAAAAGAAGAUGAAUAGAGGUCUCUAUUAAAGAUAUGUUAUUUUUUUUUAUUUUGCUAUGGUGUAUUUAGCCAUUAUUAUGCAUUAUUUUUUUCUUUUUUCUUCGUUAUAUCAAACACAAUAGAAGUUAUCAGUUCUUCCUAAAAAUAUAAACUAACAAAGCGUUGAGCUUCAACCUAUGCAUGUUAUUUGUUAUACAUUAAAUAAGAUAAUACAAAUGUAGAACACAUUCCUUCGCAAUAUAUAAAUGUUUAUAAAUAUA